UCACAUGUAAGUGGGAUCAAUAUAACCAAAGGAUUUCACCUCAUUCUUGCAGAGGCUGUGGCAGGACUAACACUGGGGCUACAAUGACGAGACUUACUCUCCUGGCAGGCCUUUGCCUGUUACUGUGUCAUUUUGGUUCAGCCUCUCAGCUUAUAUGCUACUUCACAAACUGGUCCCAGUAUAGGCCUAAUACUGGGAAGUACGUGCCUGAUAAUGUUGAUCCCGAGCUGUGCACACACCUGAUCUACGCCUUCUCAGUCAUUAACUAUGCAAAUGAGCUGGUCACUUAUGAGUGGAACGAUGAGACUCUCUACAAGUCUUUUAACGGUCUGAAGCAGAGAAACCCCAGCUUGAAAACACUCCUGGCUGUUGGAGGAUGGAACUUCGGUACAGCUCAGUUCACCACCAUGGUGUCCACUCCAGCAAACAGACAGACGUUCAUCCAGUCCUCCAUCAAAUUCCUGAGAACUCACGGCUUCGAUGGGCUGGAUCUGGACUGGGAGUAUCCUGGAGCCCGGGGCAGCCCAGCAGAGGACAAGCAGAGAUUCACUGUGCUCUGCAAGGAGCUUCUGGAGGCCUACGAGGCUGAAGGCAAGGCUACUGGACAGCCCAGACUAUUGCUCACAGCUGCAGUGGCUGCUGGGAGAGAAAAUAUAGACAAUGGAUACGAAAUUGCUGAAAUCGCCAAGUAUCUGGAUUUCAUUAAUGUGAUGACCUAUGACUUCCAUGGGGCUUGGGAUAGUUUCACUGGGCACAACAGUCCUCUGUACCGUGGUUCCCAUGACCAAGGAGAGCUCAUCUACUUUAACACUGAUUAUGCAAUGAAGUACUGGAGGGAUCAGGGAGCCCCUGUGGAGAAGCUGAGGAUGGGUUUUGCCACGUAUGGUAGGACCUUCCGUCUGACGUCUACAGCCAGUGGAGUUGGAGCUCCAGCCAACGGUGCUGCUUCUGCUGGGACUUACACCAGAGAGGCAGGAUUCUGGUCCUACUACGAGAUCUGCACCUUCCUUCAAGGAACCAGCAUACAGUGGAUUGAAGAUCAGAAAGUACCUUACGCUACCAAAGGAAAUGAAUGGGUUGGAUUUGACACUCAGGAGAGCUACGAAACAAAGGUGCGCUAUCUGAAAGAUAAUAAUUUUGGAGGGGCCUUUGUCUGGGCUCUGGACCUGGAUGACUUUGCAGGGCAGUUCUGUGGGAAGGGAAACUACCCCCUCAUCAGUCACCUCAAGAAACUCCUGAAUACAGACCUGCCUCCUCUGCCUUCUCUCUCUCCAAACCCUACAUCUUGGCCUGGAGCGACAGAAACCACACAUGCUGAGCCCCAUAAAACUACUGCACCCCUUGCUCCUCCCUCUGUAGCUCCAGUCUCUGAGUUCUGCGAGGGCAAGUCUGAUGGUAUCUACUCAAAUCCUGAUGACCAAAAAUCCUUCAUCCAGUGUGUCAGUGGCAGGACAUUCACACAGAGCUGUCCUACAGGAACUGUCUACAAUAGCGACUGCAAGUGCUGCAACUGGUCAUAGAGCUGUAACUAGAUGCUGUAGGCAUAACUGAACACAGGCCAUUGACCUGAUACACAUCCAGAAGCACUUUGUUUGAGUAUAUUAAUAUAUUUGCAAAACAUAAAAAGUUACAUUCCUAGCAUAUAUUAGUCAUGGUUUAUCUACUGGCUUGAUACUGGUAUAAAAAGUAUUGCAUGUAUACUACUUAAUGGUCACUUACAUCCUUUAGUGUAAAAAUUGUGUCGUUUGCCAUUCGUUGUAAGGUGUAGACUUAUACUGUUGAGCUAACUGCAAUUAAUAAUUUUGUACUGUACAGAGAUUAUAUGUCAAGUCUAUAAUAAUAAAUGUUAAAAUGUUAUUAUUCAACCAGAAUAAAUUCUGAGACAUAUGCAUCUGAGUCAAUAAAUAUCAGGAAAGAGAA
Molecule: messenger RNA, 1920 nt
Organism: Colossoma macropomum (tambaqui)
Lineage: Eukaryota; Metazoa; Chordata; Actinopteri; Characiformes; Serrasalmidae
Product: acidic mammalian chitinase-like
Exons: 11
Coding region: 84-1520 (478 amino acids)
Biological process (GO): carbohydrate metabolic process; chitin catabolic process
Cellular component (GO): extracellular region
Molecular function (GO): chitinase activity; chitin binding
Source: RefSeq, a predicted model, not a curated record